Molecule: messenger RNA, 862 nt
Organism: Haliotis rufescens (red abalone)
Lineage: Eukaryota; Metazoa; Mollusca; Gastropoda; Lepetellida; Haliotidae
Exons: 3
Coding region: 138-809 (223 amino acids)
Source: RefSeq, a predicted model, not a curated record
UGACGUCAUUCGGGUAUAUUGUGACGUCAUGCUAUUAGCUGGCUAGCUACAAAGGCGUCGAGACACAUCUCUACGUUUGUCAAGAUAAGUUUCAGUUUGAGAACAAUUCCCGUUGUCAGCACACGAGCUUGCCCGAUAUGCCGGUGGUCAGACUUCUGUGUGAGUGUGAGGGGGUCGAUCCCGAAGUGAAGGAGUGUUUCCCUGCAGAGCCGACAGUGUUCCUUGAUUCGGUUCCAAACUUUGUCACAAUCAAACCAACCCCCAUCCGUCCUCAACCACCAUUCCAGUCGGACUUCAGUAAAGAGGACACACAACAAGCGAAGGAGCACGAGCUCCGCGUGCAGCUGAUGGCUGCCCUUGCCGAGGUGGACAUUCUACGAUCUGACCUCCAGAAGGCCCAAGUCUGUUCAAGAUGUCUGCAGACACAAGUCAGACAACUGUCGGAUCAGAAAGACUCCCUAAGGGAACAGGUGCAACGCUUGGUGAAGGAGGUGGACAUGCUGAAAGGGAAGGGACAGCGUGUACAUUCUGGGCAAGGUGAAGGUGUUGAACUUGCUCAGAUGUCAAGGGUCACACAGACCACAUACUUUGGCCAGGCUGGCCAAACCCAGAAUAUUACAAUGUCACAUGGACCAGACAAGCUUUUACCAAGACGUCAACUUGAACUCUCCCAAAGCAAUCUGUCAAAGCAAGACUUGUCAUCAAGCUCAACCCUUUUGAUAGAAAAUUGUAACAAGAAGCUAAAUGUACAGAAAUCAAAAUCUUUCUUUAGUGGUUUAAGCAAAAUGUUCCGAAGACACAGAUCCUGAUGUAUGUCUAUAACGAUCUAAAUUUGCAUAAAUUCUUAACUUAAGCUUAAAAA